Molecule: messenger RNA, 1179 nt
Organism: Phycomyces blakesleeanus NRRL 1555(-)
Lineage: Eukaryota; Fungi; Mucoromycota; Mucoromycetes; Mucorales; Phycomycetaceae
Exons: 6
Biological process (GO): metal ion transport
Cellular component (GO): membrane
Molecular function (GO): cadmium ion transmembrane transporter activity; manganese ion transmembrane transporter activity
Source: RefSeq, a predicted model, not a curated record
UCUAUUGCCUACCUUGACCCAGGCAACCUAGAAUCCGAUUUACAAUCAGGCGCAGUGGCGGGUUACAGUCUGCUCUGGUUACUCUUUUGGGCACAUGUGAUUGGUCUCAUUUUCCAGUUACUUUCUGCUCGACUGGGUAUCAUAACCGGAAGCCACUUAGCCCAACUGAUCCGUCAAAGCUAUUCAACACGCAUGUCAGUUAUCCUGUGGGCAUUUGCACAAGCAGCCAUCAUUGGUGCUGAUAUCAUGGAGAUUGUUGGUACAGCGGUGGCACUCAACAUCCUGUUUGGAUUGCCUCUCUGGGCUGGUGUUAUCAUGACAGCAAUGGACACACUCACAUUUAUGAUGAUCCAACGCUAUGGCAUGAGAAAAAUCGAAGCCUUUUUCAUGGUACUCAUUACAGUAAUGACGGUUUGUUUUUGGGUCGAGUUAAUACAGUCAAAGCCGGAUGUAAAAGAGAUCAUGAAGGGUAUGAUUGUUCCAAAAAUCCCACUCCACACAGAGCUCCAAGCAGUUGGUAUGUUGGGAGCCAUCGUUAUGCCCCACAACAUGUUUCUGCACAGCGCGUUAGUUAAAUCAAGAGAUCUUGGACCAGAUCCAUCAGUACGCAAACUUAAAGAAGCCAAUUUUUAUUUUGGCAUCGAAUCGGCACUUGCACUCCUCCUAUCUUUCUUCGUUAACCUUGCAAUUGUAGUUGUGUUUGCCAAAGUAUUUUUCGAUCCGGAACAAGUAGGGAAUAUAGUAAUUCCAGGUCUGGGACAAGCAGAGGCCGUAUUGAGCAAAACACUGGGUCCUGCUGCAAAGUAUUUGUGGGCAGGAGGACUUUUAGCUGCUGGCCAGAGUUCUACCAUGACAGGGACACUUGCUGGUCAAUAUGUUUGUGAGGGGUUCUUUGGGAUGAUCUUCAAGAAAGAGUGGCAUCGUAUGGCAGCUACACGAGGCAUAUCUCUUGUCCCGGGAAUCUUGGUAGCAAUCUUUGCAGUCGAUCACUUUGAUACUAUGGGAGAGAUGUUGAAUGUAUUGCAAAGUAUUUGCCUGCCUACGGUUCUUAUACCCAUCAUGAAAUUAUCCUGGUCUUCUGAUGUCGUUCCAGCUGAAUUCAGACUGUCCACUCCUAUACAUGCAAUAUGCAUAACUCUUGUGUGCGUUGUCAUUGGAUUCGAUGUGUUUCUAUUCGUG